This is a messenger RNA of Clonostachys rhizophaga, 1167 nucleotides long. Lineage: Eukaryota; Fungi; Ascomycota; Sordariomycetes; Hypocreales; Bionectriaceae. The record is from the annotation of a GenBank genome assembly.
AUGGCAACGUUAGACUUGAACUUGCCGGCCGGGCUGCCUCCCGAUGGUGUCACACCGAAUUUCGAAAAUCCUCCCAACAACAAUGCACUGGCUUGGGGCGUUCUACUCCUCUGCCAGGUGAUAUCUACCAUUUGCCUGGUGCUUCGCGGUUAUGCGCGAGUGUUCCUAUUGAGAAAGUUCAAUGCCGAAGAAGCAUUCUGGGGAUGUAGUUAUGCUAUGUUCAAGAUUAUCGAAGUUCCCGGCUUUUUCGUUCACCAAUGGGAUGUGCUUUUACGUGAUGUCAUUCCAAUGAACUACAAUGUGUACAUUUACGGCCAAUGCUAUUCCUUCGCGAUGCCGUUUUUGAAGAUAGCAAUUCUCAUCGAGUGGAUAAAUAUCUUCGUGCCGGGAGGGUUUGACCGAAGAAGCAUCUUCUUCUGGGGUUGUAGCUUCAUGAUAUUUAUCCAAGCUGCUGCACUCGUCGGAAUUGUACUGGCUUUGAAUCUUCAGUGUAGACCUCACAGGGCCAUCUGGGAUAUUCGAGUUCAAGGAGACUGUUUUGCAAUUAGCAAGAUACAAAUCAGUUCUGGGAUCAUCUUCUUGAUCUCUGAUAUUGUUAUCUUGCUACUGCCACAGCAUAUUAUAUGGAAACUCAAGUUGAAGACGUCCAAGAAAAUUGGUGUGUCGAUUGUUUUCGGCCUUGGUCUACUUGCGUGCGUAUGUGCCGCGGUCAGAUUAAGCGAUACGAUGAAACUUGUCCACAAUACCAACGACGCGGUCUAUUUUAUCGGUGUUGUGGGCUUCUGGGCGUUUGCCGAGAUGACUUGCGGGUUCUUCAUUUGUUGUCUUCCUUGUAUACCCAAAAUCCUUCAUGACACCGGCGUCCUGCGUUCUAUAAAGCGGAAACUGGGUAUGAACACGGGUACCACCGCCCCCAGCUCUGCGAAUAGGUAUGGCACCAAUGGUUCAUCCAGCCGAAGGAAUUACGAGGCCAACCAUUCAACGUCGUACUACAAGUUGGAUGAAGAUGGUGUGCCUAUGACAACCAUUGGGGGUACGCAAUCGACAGAAUAUUUACACGGGGGCCAAAACGGGAGCGACAUUAACCAACCGACACUCCCCUCCAACACACGAGGUGCUCACUCUACGGUGGAUAAAGCCUCUUCCUCCAAGGCAUGGCGACCAUGA